CAGCCGCCGCUCGGCGGGCAGCAGAAGGAGCAGGAGGAGCAGCAGGAGCAGGAGGCCCGGCCCCACCACAUGGCGGGCGGCUCCGCCCCGCCCCGUGCCCCCGUGUGCCUGUGACAGCCCAGGCCGCGCCGCUAGCCGCCGCCGCCGAUCCGCGAUGCCGCUCUUCAGCGUGCCCAAGGAGGUGGCCGUGGGGACGGCCAUGCUGGGGGUCGCCUUCGCCACGGGGCUGCUGGCAGGUAAAAGAUACCCAUCCUUAGUUUUUGGGAUACCCAAAUCACCCAGGAGUAUUAUUGGAAAAAGCAGUCCUCUGUGGCAAUACAUACUGGAUCACUCUUUGCGGGAACACCCAAUUCUAAAGAAGCUGCGACUGCUCACUACAGAUCAUCCCUGGGGUAGAAUGAUGGUGUCCUGUGACCAGGCUCAGCUUAUGGCAAAUUUGGUCAAACUCAUUAAAGCCAAGAAAGUUAUAGAAAUAGGUGUUUUCACAGGAUAUAAUACCUUGAAUAUGGCACUUGUCCUGCCAGAUAAUGGAAGAGUUGUUGCCUGUGACAUAAAUGAGGACUAUGUCAAAAUUGGAAAGCCACUGUGGAAGGAGGCAGGAGUAGAGCAUAAAAUUGACCUACGGAUAAAGCCAGCUAUUCAAACACUUGAUGAACUGCUGGCUGGUGGAGAAGCAGAAACCUUUGACUUUGCUUUCAUUGAUGCGGAUAAAGAAAGCUGCAACGAGUACUAUGAAAAAUGUUUGCGCCUCGUAAAGAAAGGGGGAAUAAUAGCUAUUGAUAAUGUCCUUUGGAGUGGAAAGGUGCUAAAACCAAGAAAAGAUGACUUGGCAACACAGAGCAUCCACCACCUCAAUGAGAAGCUUCUCAGAGAUGCACGAGUCAAUAUCAGCAUGCUCCCAAUGGGGGACGGAGUAACAUUAGCAUUCAAGCUGUAACUGGAGGAAGCCUAGCACAUGGGAAACAGCAAGCAUCAAAUUACCAAGAAAAACAUAGGUGGAACACUAUCAAAAAUGAUUAUUUAACCUAUACCUCCACUGGAUUUUGUAGCAUGGGAAAGUAGACUUUAGAAGCAGCAGGACCCUAAGGGCAGCUAAAUUGAUGACAGAAACUUACUUGGAGAUCUACUGUGGCUUCUUAUUUUAAUAAAGAAGAUUAAUAAAUUUAAUUAUAAUAAAGGAAGAAAACAUAAAAGAGGUUGUCCUUUUAAAACAGUUUAAAAAAAUUCCCUGUGUAUGACUGAGUUCCAGCUGUGUUUGUACAAAGACUUUUUGCUGUCCUAAAAGAGGCUAUUGAGUCCGAGGAGGGGAAAAAGCUUGGGGGCACAGGGAAUAAAAAUAGGGAAAUAUUAAGUAAUUGGCACAAGAUCUUGGAAAGAGGGGGAGUUGUCACUUUUCACAAAUACACCAGAGGACACUGUUUAAUUGGACAACUCCACAAACAAGAAUAUAUUUUGGUGACUAGUUUUUCCUGUGACAAGACUAAGUAAAAAUUACAGUCCUUCUCUAGAAGGCUAUUUUGUAUUAUCUUGACAUUAAUGUAUUUCCUAGGGAUCAUGAAGCACCAAGUACCUUGGUCUUUAUCCCCUUGAAAUAAAUGGGUAACUGAAGCCUUUUUUUUUUUAAUGCACAAAAAAAUAACAUGUUGCUGGCAUUCUGCAGGACUUGGAAACUGAGUUUUCUGCAGUCUCAGACAGCAGGUGAUUGUAGCUGUGCUCACAAACCUUAUUCUCAGUAGCAGAACAAUCUGUCCUAUUGUCAAAAGGAAAAGAAACAGAGUUUAAUGUUAAAAGCCAUAAUAGAAGAUUUAUUUUUAAAGAAAUACAUAUGGCAUCAAGGAGAUUACUAGCCUUCUCAAGCCAGCAAUUGAAAGUUGCUGGUAAUCCUUGAAGGGUACUAAACUGAGAAGCCUCAAAUAUGCGUCAUCUGAAAAGUCCCUUUAAAAGAACGUUGAAGGACAAACAGGAUUUCCAGUACCGAUUGCUCCCUAAAUCGUGUGUGUGCAAGGACUGUUUUUUGUUGUUGUUUUUAAACCUAGGUAACCCUGCAGGUAGAUUUUUUUUGAAGUCAGAAUGAGGAAGAGCAGAUCAGCAAGAAGAGAACCAAAAGAACUUUCUCCUUCUUCCCUUCCUCAAAAGCAGCAACUUACACAGUGCUCAUUUCCUAGAAAGUUGCUUGCAAGCAUGGAGCAGUAGCUGCAAGUCCACAGAAGGAAAAUGAUGAUUGUUUAAGGAUGCAAUACAGCUGUUAACUGGCUAUUCAAGUAAUUACUACAAGCAUAGAUUACGUUCCCUAGACAGCAUGUAAAACAAUGCUUUUUCACAUCCUAAUAAAGUAUUUUUCCUAUAGUA
This is a messenger RNA of Cygnus olor (mute swan), 2349 nucleotides long. RefSeq names its product catechol-O-methyltransferase domain containing 1 (gene COMTD1). Gene Ontology annotation, molecular function: O-methyltransferase activity; S-adenosylmethionine-dependent methyltransferase activity. The coding region runs from base 155 to 937 and encodes 260 amino acids. The transcript is spliced from 7 exons. The record is from RefSeq and is a predicted model, not a curated record. Lineage: Eukaryota; Metazoa; Chordata; Aves; Anseriformes; Anatidae.